This is a messenger RNA of Entamoeba invadens IP1, 819 nucleotides long. RefSeq lists its product as hypothetical. The transcript has a single exon. The record is from RefSeq and is a predicted model, not a curated record. The coding region runs from base 1 to 819 and encodes 272 amino acids. NCBI's taxonomy places the organism in Eukaryota, Evosea, Mastigamoebida, Endamoebidae.
AUGGCGGAACAAACACUAUAUGAACAGCUUGCAAAGCAAAAGAACAUCAUUUUAAGCAGCGAAAAGAAAGAGCUGGAACAAUUUUUCGAGGUUUCGACAGUAACAAGGGACUUUGUUAGUGAAGGAAAGGAACCUAAACAAAUACAAGAAAUCAGUGUCAGACUCAAGAACGACCAGAAGACAACAGUAUUUUUGACACCAACGAAUGGGAGUCAAAUACGAAUGCCAUUACCAUUGAUCAGAGACAACCCAAUCACUUUCUCAAUGAGUCAAUGCCUUUCUGAAGGGUUUUAUGAUGUUUACCAAGACCAAACUGAGAAGAGAAUCCUUGCUUCACGAAGAUUUGUUGGCGAAGAACGAUUGUUAACAAUAGAGGUGGUGAAAGAGUUUACCGGAUUUUUCUAUAUCACAGUCACAUUCGAAAAUUACAGAACAGAGAAAGACGAUGCUCUCGUGUUAAUUCGACGUGGGGUCGUCGAACGCAUCACACGAUUUAACGACCCCGAUGUUAAAAAGUUGUCUUUGAAAUAUAAUGACUUGGUCGUGGGUGUGGAGUACACUGUGUUACUUGUGAAAAAACAAGAAAUUUUAAACGUCCACAUUGGGGACAAAGUGUGGAAUUUCAUGUUCAUAGGAAUGCAAAAAUUCUGUGUAAAUUCUUGUGACGAUGAUUCAAUUGAAAACGAGAACAAAAACGACGAGAAUGAGGAAGAACCUUUAUUUGAUAAAAUUGAAAAAGUACCAGAAACGCACGAACAACCAAACACAGACAAAAAAGAUGGCCCCAAGAAGCCCGAGAACAAGGUGGUGAUAAUAUGA